Saimiri boliviensis boliviensis (Bolivian squirrel monkey) is the source of this 6443-nucleotide messenger RNA. RefSeq names its product ADAM metallopeptidase domain 19 (gene ADAM19). Gene Ontology annotation, molecular function: metalloendopeptidase activity. NCBI's taxonomy places the organism in Eukaryota, Metazoa, Chordata, Mammalia, Primates, Cebidae. Gene Ontology annotation, biological process: membrane protein ectodomain proteolysis. The record is from RefSeq and is a predicted model, not a curated record.
UGGGAGAGCCGGGUGGGGAGGCGCGGGGCAAGCCGGGGGUUCCAGAAGAGCCGCCGCCGCCGGGCCGGGGGCAGGCAUGGCCGAGGGUGUGUGAGCACCGAGCGCGAGGGGCCGCCGCCACCAUGCCAGGGGGCGCGGGCGCCGCCCGGCUCUGCUUGCUGGCGCUCGCCCUGCAGCUCCUCCGGCCGCGGGCGGCGCAGGAGCCUGGAUGGACAAGAGGAAGUGGGGAAGGCAGCCCCCAGCUGCAGCAUGAACUAAUAAUACCUCAGUGGAAGACUUCAAAAAGCCCCGUGAGAGAAAAGCAUCCACUCAAAGCUGAGCUCAGGGUAAUGGCUGAGGGGCGAGAACUGAUCCUGGACCUGGAGAAGAAUGAGCAACUUUUUGCUCCUUCCUACACAGAAACCCACUAUACUUCAAGUGGCAACCCUCAAACCACCACGCUGAAGUCGGAGGAUCACUGUUUUUACCACGGCACGGUGAGGGAGACAGAACUGUCCAGCGUCACGCUCAGCACCUGCCGGGGAAUUAGAGGACUGAUUACGGUGAGCAGUAACCUCAGCUAUGUCAUCGAGCCCCUCCCUGAUAGUGAGGGCCAACACCUAAUUUACAGAUCUGAACAUCUCAAGCUGCCCCUGGGAAACUGUGGGAUCGAGCACUCCAAGCCCACCACCAGGGACUGGGCUCUUCAGUUUACACAACAGACCAAGAAACGACCUCGCAGGAUGAAAAGGGAAGAUUUAAACUCCAUGAAGUAUGUGGAGCUUUACCUCGUGGCUGAUUAUGCAGAGUUUCAGAAGAAUCGACGAGACCAGGACGCCACCAAACACAAGCUCAUUGAGAUCGCCAACUACGUUGAUAAGUUUUACCGAUCCUUGAACAUCCGGAUUGCUCUUGUGGGCUUGGAAGUGUGGACUCAUGGGAACAUGUGUGAAGUUUCAGAGAAUCCAUACUCUACCCUCUGGUCCUUUCUUAGUUGGAGGCGCAAGCUACUUUCCCAGAAGAACCACGACAACGCCCAGUUAAUCACGGGCAUGUCCUUCCACGGCACCACCAUCGGCCUGGCCCCCCUCAUGGCCAUGUGCUCCGUGUACCAGUCUGGAGGAGUCAACAUGGAUCACUCCGAGAAUGCCAUUGGUGUGGCUGCUACCAUGGCCCACGAGAUGGGCCACAACUUUGGCAUGAGCCAUGAUUCUGCCGAUUGCUGCUCGGCCAGUGCGGCUGACGGGGGGUGCAUCAUGGCGGCUGCCACUGGGCACCCCUUUCCCAGAGUGUUCAAUGGAUGCAACAGGAGGGAGCUGGACAGGUAUCUGCAGUCAGGCGGUGGAAUGUGUCUCUCCAACAUGCCAGACACCAGGACGCUGUACGGAGGCCGGAGGUGUGGGAACGGGUACCUGGAAGAUGGGGAGGAGUGUGACUGUGGAGAAGAAGAGGAAUGUAACAACCCCUGCUGCAAUGCCUCUAAUUGCACCCUGAGGCCAGGGGCGGAGUGUGCCCACGGUUCCUGCUGCCACCAGUGUAAGUUGCUGGCUCCUGGGACCUUGUGCCGUGAGCAGGCCCGGCAGUGUGACCUCCCGGAGUUCUGCACGGGCAAGUCUCCCCACUGCCCUACCAACUUCUACCAGAUGGAUGGUACCCCCUGUGAGGGUGGCCAGGCCUACUGCUACAAUGGCAUGUGCCUCACCUACCAGGAGCAGUGCCAGCAGCUGUGGGGACCCGGAGCCCGGCCUGCCCCUGAUCUCUGCUUCGAGAAGGUGAAUGUGGCCGGAGACACCUUUGGAAACUGUGGAAAGGACAUGAAUGGUGAACACAGGAAGUGCAACAUGAGAGAUGCAAAGUGUGGGAAGAUCCAGUGUCAGAGCUCCGAGGCGCGGCCCCUGGAGUCCAACGCGGUGCCCAUCGACACCACUAUCAUCAUGAAUGGGAGGCAGAUCCAGUGCCGGGGCACCCAUGUCUACCGAGGUCCUGAGGAGGAAAGUGACAUGCUGGACCCAGGCCUGGUGAUGACCGGAACCAAGUGCGGCUACAACCAUAUUUGUUUCGAGGGGCAGUGCAGGAACACCUCCUUCUUUGAAACCGAAGGCUGCGGGAAGAAGUGCAAUGGCCAUGGGGUCUGUAACAACAACCAGAACUGCCACUGCCUGCCGGGCUGGGCCCCACCCUUCUGCAACACACCGGGUCACGGGGGCAGCAUCGACAGUGGGCCCAUGCCUCCUGAGAGUGUGGGUCCUGUGGUGGCUGGAGUGCUGGCGGCCAUCUUCGUGCUGGUGGCCCUCCUGCUGCUGUACUACUGCUGCAGACAGAACAAGAAACUGGGCCAACUCAAGCCCUCAGCUCUCCCUUCCAAGCUGAGGCAGCAGUUCAGUUGUCCCUUUAGGGUUUCUCAGAACAGCGGGACUGGUCAUGCCAACCCAACUUUCAAGCUGCAGACGCCCCAGGGCAAGCGAAAGGUAUUCAACACCCCUGAAAUCCUGCGGAAGCCCUCCCAGCCUCCUCCGCGGCCCCCUCCAGAUUAUCUGCGUGGUGGGUCCCCACCUGCACUACUGCCAGCACACCUGAGCAGAGCUGCUAGGAACUCCCCAGGGCCUGCAUCUCAAAUAGAGAGGACGGAGCCAUCCAGGAGGCCUCCCCCGAGCCGGCCAGUUCCCCCUGCACCCAGUUGCAUUCUUUCCCAGGACUUCUCCAGGCCUCGACCACCCCAGAAGGCGCUCCCAGCCAACCCCGUGCCAGGCCGCAAGGCCCUCCCCAGGCCAGGGGGUGCAUCCACGCCGUGGCCCCCUGGUGCUAGCCCUCGGCAGUCCCAGCCUGUGGCAGCACCUGCCCCAAAGUUUCCAGAAUACAGAUCACAGAGGGCUGGAGGGAUGAUGAACUCGAAAAUCUAGACCUGUCCAAGGGGCUCCUCCCUUUUCUUGAGCUCCCUGGACACUGCAGAGGACCCGUGGCCAUGGAAUCCGGAAGAAGCAUGUCUGGCUGCCUCUGAGCUCCCCCCACCCUCUUCCGGGAACCUCCACAUCUCCAAAAACCUUGUUGACUCAGUGCCUCAUCGGCUUCCCUGGAAGCCCAGAGGGACUAUGAUCCAAUGGCUUCUACGUGUUGUUUUGUGCAAUAUACAGCCCCAGGUAGGGAGGGGAGACCAGGAGGAGGGUGAAUGGCAGUUUCUCCUCCAGACUCCCAGCCCUGAGGUGCUGAUGGAGACAGUCAAGGCUGGCAAGCCCACUGGGAAAAGUCCUGCCCAGCUCCUCAGGCCAACCCUCUGCCUGUAGAAGCAUCCAUCCACUCCAGGGGUGCAGGGCGUGCACCAGGGCUUCCCAGUGCUUUUGCCCUCCUCAGAGGUCCUGGGCUGGACAGAGGCUGGCAUUCACUCCUUUUAGCUUUUAGGGGUUAAGGAAGGGUCAAGCCAGCCGCUGCUGUGGCUCUGCCCAGGGCUCAGUUGAGGGAAUGGCUUCUGGCUAUAUGGCUGCAUGUGACAAGCCAAGUCCCCUCCCACCUCUCCCCAAACCCCUGCGUCCCCGUAUUCACACGGGUCACUCUGAUUCAGACAGGUACUAUUCAUAGGCAGUGUAGACAGCCAGAGGCGCACCAGGCUUGGGCUUCCUCUGAGCUGUGAUGCCAAAGGUUGCGACUCCCGACUCUGGAGAAUUUUUGCCCUGUGUUUUCUCCACCGCGCUUGCUGGUGCCCCAUGCUUCUCUCCCGUCCCCUCUCAUUCCUGCUCUAAGGCGUGCUGCUUUGGUGAGCGAACCCUCAGCAGUCCUGACCUUCUGGUGACCAGGUGCUGGUGACCUACAAGUCAGAGUCCUCUCUCACAGUCAGCCACUGGAUUUCAGUAUUGGCUCUCAGGAGUGUGACCAGAGUAAACUCGGGACCUGGCCACUGGGGUCAUAUCGUUAUUAUUCAUUAUGUUUUGUGACCUCAGCACAGUGAGGAACUUCCUCCUUACUCUCUGAGCUCAGUCUAGGCGAGGUCCCCCUUAGGAAGCCCGGCUAUUUACAAAGUACAUGAGGGAGCCAGUCUGCGUAGUGGCUGCUUACUGACCUCGAGCAGGACUGUUGCCCUCUGAGCAGAGGCAGACCCGUGUCUGACCAAGGGAGCUACCCGAGAUCGCUGGAGAAGGCAGCCAGCAACAGCCAGCACGGUCAGAGCUGGGGAGUGUCUUCCCCGACCCAGCCUUUUGUCAUUCGCUUCCUUUUGUUCUCUCUCUGCUCACUGCCCUUAUCUGACCCUCUGAGGGGCUCGGGGUGGCUCCUGUCCUCCCUGCAGCAGGGAAGGAGGGCCGUGUGGUGCUUUGCUAGCUUCACAAAGCACCUGGAGAUGUUUUCUGGGAGACUGACUCCCACCCCCACAAAGGUGCUGGGUGGCUCUCCGGAUAGGAGCUGGCCUGACUGUCCUCCUCCGAGGCUUUCCUGGGGCCUCCUCCCCUCCCGCAAUGAGCAGUUGUUUGCUCUUGAAAACCUCACUGCAAGGCUGUGGCUGAGCUUCUGGUUCACCACCCCAGGGCCUCCUUACAGUUCUCUACACACGAUAGGUGCUUCAUGGACGUGGACAUUGUUGGGUUUGGAAGUAAGUGGAAAGUGUGGGAUGUCCCCCUGGGGAAAAGCCUGUGGUGGGUUUAGAAAGAUCUCAGGAACAUGAGUUUCUCUUCCCUCAGGGUGGCUAUGAUAUAGGUUCCCCGUCUCUCUGCUGUGGAUCAUCCUUGCUCCGGAGAUCCAUUCCCCAUCUUUCCUGUGGCCCAAUUAAGUCAGGAAACUACCUUUUAUUUAAAUGUGUCACCCUCUUCCUCAAGGCUUGGUUCCAGAAAAGUAAAGGUGAAAAUAUCCCCUCCAGCCCCCACUGCCAAACAAAACAUCCCCAAAACCCAACCCCAUGCCUCACAUGUUCCUGUGGCUUCUCCAGCCUUUCUCCCUCCCAUCAGGAGGCAGAUGGCUCUGAAGCGACAGCACCACAGCCACAGUGACAGCACGAGCCGUCUGAACUGCAGUGCGUCCUCCCUGGAACCACAGCAGAAGGAGACCUGGGUUGCUGUUUUCUUGCUGUUUGUUUAGUUUUAUGUCAGUAUCACCUCCAUCCCAUCAAACUGUACUGUCAACUGGAAGAUGGUGAAAUGUUUUGGCAUUUGAUGGAGACUUUCGUCAACCAGUUCUGCUGAUGCUUUGCUCCUGGCUCUGUUCAGGGAGGCUGCCCACGAGGAAGACUGGCCAUUAUGCAUCCCCUUUUCUCUCCACUGCCCAGUGUGCUGUUUUGAGGUGUCAAAUACAAAUAAAUCUGGGCUUAGGGAAGGCGAGACCUUAUUCCAAAGCAUGAUUGCAGAAGAGGGAAGGGAAUACUGUAAAAGGGAGAGGAAGGGGCCUAUGGGAGUAGUGAGAAGGCUCAGACCUACCGACAGCAGAUCUGCAGGCAUCUCAAAGCCCAGGCAGAAAAGGCCUCUUCUUUUAUUGGAAAAAGUAAACAUGGCUAGAAAGAGCUGCGUUCAGGGAAUCACUGUGUGCCCAGCCGUUUAUUUUUUCAGGGGAGGGGCUGUUUGCUGGCUCAGGCUGAGGGCCUGGUGGGGAGGAGGGAAGCUUAACUCCAGUUCGGCUUAGUGAGUUAGCAAGCUCUUCGUGCAGAUGGAGAUGUAGGUAAAUCUCUUUAAAAACAAAAUUAACCUGCCAAUCUUACAACCCAAUCAUUCCGUUAAGGGCCUUAGAGCCAUCUCUAAAACAAACCUCAGGAGGUUUCGUGCCCUGCCUCCCUGUCCUUGUGGAAGCUUUAGCCUGGGUGCCUGGCCCUGUCUUGUCUGCCAGCCACAGGUUCCUUUCAGCCGUGCUGACUUCUCCCUAUAAAAGUAAAGCCCUUUUCUGCCCCAACUCUUAAGAUACUUGCAGAUCUCAAGGUCUGAGACUUGCCAAUUUUCUGGUUGAGUAUUCUUUGUAUUGCUAUGUCCCUUCCCUCUGAAGCAGUAGCCCCUCACCACCUCCUGCAAUAACCCUUUUGAAUAACGUCUCCCCCGCCUACUUCCUCAUUCGUUCUUGACAGAGGGUAUGGACGACUUGCGUUUUGAAAAUCGGGGACCAGUUCCAAAGUCAGUGUUUAUGUUAAUCAUGUGUAGAACAGCCCUGCUGGACACCCAAGAAAGCCACGGGAAUGCCAACUGGAAAGGUCCCCUUCCCAUGGGAAGCCUGCUAAGGAGAGGUUCCGCAGAAUCCAAACCCACAUUUCCCAAGUCACACCCCAACACCCCGCGUGUCCUCUCACACCGUCCACUGUGCGUUUGUAUGUGUCUGGGAUCCAGGGCAAUGUGAAUUUUCUUUUUAUUUGGGAGAUUGUUCACAGGAAACAGAUCUUCUGCCUUGUCCACCUAUUAAUUGUUUACAAUAUUUGUACAUCUAUGCAAAAUACUUGAAUGGGCCAUGGUGCCUUUUUUCCUUGUUUGUAUUUAAUUAAAAGGAAUUGUUUGUCAUUUGCAAUGUUA